Rubroshorea leprosula is the source of this 776-nucleotide messenger RNA. The record is from the annotation of a GenBank genome assembly. NCBI's taxonomy places the organism in Eukaryota, Viridiplantae, Streptophyta, Magnoliopsida, Malvales, Dipterocarpaceae.
GCUCUUCCUCUCCCCCGACCCUCUACACCCGACGAGCCCACCUCGUCACCGCCACCCAUUUCCGGCCGGAAAUCCGGCAAAGCUUGGGGAUUUUCUCCUUCUUCUCUUGUUCUUGAACCCAGAAAUGCCCCCCUCCCUCUGCAGAAUCCAGAUCUGCAUUGCUCUGUUCUUCUCCCUUGUCCGUCGGGUUCUGCUGGGUUUGAAUCCUUUGGCUUUUUCUGUUUGCCAUGAGUUUCCCCUCCCUGGAUCCCGUCGACUUCCUCACCAGCCAAGCUCGGGUUCUGCUGGCUGGAAUUCUGGUUUUGAUCGUUCUGUCACCGUAGCACUUGGGUUAGCCUUCUCACAUGUCGGCACAUGUCGAUAUGUUAUUGAUGAUGAUCCUGCUAGUGGGGGUUAAACGCUAGCACAUGUCGGCACCUGUCGAUAUGUUAUUGAUGAUCCUGCUAGUGGGGGUUAUACACUAAUAAUUUCUGACGCCUGCCACUGGGUGAAUACAUUGGCAAAUUCUGACGCCUACCAAUGGGCGAACACAUUGGUAAUUUCUGUUGCCCGCCAGUGGGUGUUACACACUGGCCAUGACUGAUAGACGAGACUACUACUGAAUUUGAUUAUUGAUGAGUUUAAUUUUUAUAUGGAUUUAUUUACCCUUUUUGAGCCUAGAAUUUAAUAUUAUGGGUCCUUUGUAACUUAGUUUCACCUUUGUUUAUAUUAAUUUCAUUAUUUGUAGGUGGAAAUUAAGAUAGGAAUUAAUUUUGCAAUAAGUGACAAUUUGCACA